Messenger RNA from Carica papaya (papaya), 1423 nucleotides. RefSeq names its product ornithine carbamoyltransferase (gene OTC). Gene Ontology annotation, biological process: L-citrulline biosynthetic process. NCBI's taxonomy places the organism in Eukaryota, Viridiplantae, Streptophyta, Magnoliopsida, Brassicales, Caricaceae. Gene Ontology annotation, cellular component: intracellular membrane-bounded organelle. The record is from RefSeq and is a predicted model, not a curated record. Gene Ontology annotation, molecular function: amino acid binding; ornithine carbamoyltransferase activity.
UGCCCCUCUCUCUCUCUCUCUCUCUCUUUAAACCACUUGAUACUACUCUCCUCGACUAAAUUCCUUCCACCUUCCCUGACUACCGAGGAACAGUCAUGGCGGCUAUUUCUUGCCAAAAUGCAGUUCAAUCAAGCAAGCUUCCUCUGUCUUCUUCUUCCUCUUUCUCCGGUAAGAAUAUUCGCAAAUCAUCCCGAUUUCCCGGUGUAUCAUUCUUCUCUCCGGCCACUUUCUCGGCUACCGGGCGACGACUCUCCUGCCAGGACUCCUCCACUACCUCACCUUCCGCUUUGGUCGAUGUCGAAGCAAAAAAGGAACUCAAAGAUUUUCUGCACAUUAGUGAUUUUGAUAAAGACACCAUAAUUAAGAUCUUAGACAAGGCUGCGGAGGUCAAGGCACUUCUAAACUCGGGAGAGAGAACAUUUCUUCCUUUUAAAGGGAAGACCAUGGCAAUGAUUUUUGCAAAGCCAUCAAUGAGAACACGUGUUUCAUUUGAGACUGGAUUUUUCUUGCUUGGGGGCCAUGCCAUAUAUUUAGGACCUGAUGAUAUCCAGAUGGGAAAGCGUGAGGAAACUCGUGAUGUUGCUCGUGUUUUAUCUCGCUACAAUGACAUCAUUAUGGCACGCUUGUUUGCUCAUCAGGACAUUCUUGAUCUGGCUAAGUAUGCAACUGUACCUGUCAUCAAUGGUCUAACAGACUAUAACCAUCCUUGCCAAAUAAUGGCCGACGCCCUUACAAUUAUUGAACACAUCGGUCAAUUGGAAGGAACUAAGGUUGUCUACAUUGGAGAUGGAAAUAACAUUGUCCACUCUUGGUUGCUUCUGGCAUCUGUUAUUCCUUUCCAUUUUAUUUGCGCCUGUCCCAAAGGUUUUGAACCAGGUAAGGAGACAGUUGAAAAGGCAAAACAGGCUGGAAUAAGCAAGAUUGAGAUUACAAAUGAUCCAAAAGAAGCUGUUAGAGGAGCUGAUGUUGUUUACUCAGACGUGUGGGCCAGCAUGGGGCAGAAGGAAGAGGCUGCAUAUCGCCGUCAAGCAUUUCAAGGAUUUCAGGUGGAUGAAACUCUAAUGAAGUUGGCUGGUCCAAAAGCCUAUUUUAUGCAUUGUUUGCCAGCAGAAAGAGGGGUAGAAGUGACCGAAGGCGUAAUUGAGGCCUCAAAUUCCAUUGUCUUUCCUCAAGCUGAGAACCGUAUGCAUGCACAGAAUGCUAUAAUGCUUCAUUUACUGGGCUUUUAAUAACCUGGUGACCACCAUUUGUUAUUGUGGCCAAGUUGCGGUUUUGUAAGAGAUCGAAGUCAGUACUUUUGUUUUGUAAGAUUUCGCCUUAAAUUAUUUGUAAAGAAGUACGUUUUAUCGUCUCCAUUUGGUGUUAGGACUUGUAAACCUUGAGUUACUGUCUCAUGUUUAAUAAAUUGUUAGCUUUUCCGAGA